Adineta ricciae is the source of this 2964-nucleotide messenger RNA. Lineage: Eukaryota; Metazoa; Rotifera; Eurotatoria; Adinetida; Adinetidae. The record is from the annotation of a GenBank genome assembly.
AUGUGGUCUGCACAAGGUGGUACUGAUUAUUCAACUAAUGAACGAUCAGCACCGAUCAAUAUGCCAAAUAGACAAUCUGACAUAGCAUCGGGUUAUGCUGAUCCACACGGCGUUGUUUUUUCGCCUAAAUCAACAGAUCCAUCAAAUCUGGGAAUAAAUAUGUGUAUUAAUAUCUUAGAAGGUGAUAACUCCCCACGUGUAAAAGACGAUGGAAUUAAAGAUGUUACUCAACAUAUGCAAAACAUGAAGAUUUAUACUGACAAUGAUAAUGCGAAGAAAGCUGUGGAUAGUCCAACUGGUUAUGAUGGUAAAUCUGAUGACACGAUUAGUGAAAUCGAACUCAAUCGUAAACAAUCGCCUCGUCCAUCGCCUGCUCACGCGGCAAAAGAUCUGUCAAACGGUACUAAUAAUGAAAAUCUUCCCCCAUCAAACACCAUUGGUCCCGGUGAUGAUAUACAUGAUAGUAGAAUAUCGGAAUCACAUUUAAUGAUGAAUGGUAUGUCAACAGCAUCACUACCUAUACCAUUCCAACGUAUGCAAACUGAUAAUCAACAUCAACAACAACAGCAGCAGCAACAACAACAGUUAUUGCUCUAUCAACAACAGCAACAACAAGCUUUUCAAGCACAAUAUCAAAUGCUUCAACAACAACAACAACAGGCAGUUAAUUAUGAUAUGAACGCACCAUCUUCGAAUUUUCAAACGUUUGAUUACACAUUAAUUCAACCCCAAUCAUACGAAAGUCAAUCAAUAAUGACAGCUUUCAAUCCACAAUCUAAUAGUUCGAAUCAACAAGACCAUCAAUUAGCUGGUUUAGGACAGCCUCCACUCAUGUCAUGGCUUCCAAAUGCUAUGGCUGCUCAACAACAAACAGGUAAUCAACAUUCACCAUAUGGCUCAUCAUCCAAUCAAUAUAUGAUCAAUGGGAAUCAAGAUAAUUAUUUACAGCAAUUAACAAGCUUUCAUCAAUCACCAGCUUCGCUUCCAUCUCUACUCGGUCAACCACCAUAUUGGUCAGCGUUACCUCCACCGGUAGUUUUUCCAGCACCACCUCCACAAGCUAUGUUAGCACAACAGCAAACAUCAAGCAAUGAACAACAUUCACCGCAAUCAAAAACCAAUUCGAAUCGUCCGUUAACACCAACCAAUUCAACGGAUAUAUUGAGCACGUCACAACCAAAUCAACAACCUCAACAAUUCAUGAAUAUGCAACGUACAACACAGACACCAGUGAACUUCUCAUACUUUGCUGCAUCACCGACCUUUCUUGAUCCGAGUAUCAUGAUGUCCAACACUCGUCCACCGAACGGAUCACCAGGACUUCGAAUGUACCCUACACAGAUGCCAAUACCAGUUAAUACAAACACUCAACCUGGUAUCUAUGGUAGCCCAGUAGCAAGUUCACUUUCAAGUUCAUUUAAUGAUGCCUAUCCCGUACCCAAUCAACGGCGUGAUGCACCAUUACAAGACUUCUCUCGUCUUCCUGCAGAUCCACGUCUGACAAAACCAAUUCAGCAACCACAACAAACACAAUUAUUUCACGGUCAAUUACCCGGUGGUCUACCCCCGUCACCUGCUUACAAUACUUUGAUGACUUCAAUGACGCCACCACCGACUUCAAAUACCACGGGAUUCGAUGGACUCUUUAAUCCACGUUUUUAUACUCCUCAAGCUCAACAAGGACCACCAGGAGGGCCGUUACAGCAGCCAAUGUUAAAUGGCAACGAUGCUUAUUCUGGACGUCGCAGCGUCGGUGGAAUGAAUGCACCUAUGCCGAACUUCUACGCACCUAAUGUCUUUGGUGGACCAGGAAAUAAUAACACACGUGGAAAUACAGCAAAUACCAAUUCAGGACGUGAUUCCGUUGUGACACGAAGCAAACUACUAGAUGAUUUUCGUAAUAGUCGAAUGCCCAAUUUACAAUUACGUGAUGUUAUUGGAUAUUUUGCGGAGUUUUCUAUGGAUCAACAUGGUUCGAGAUUUAUUCAACAGAAACUUGAACGUGCAACCAACGCGGAGAAAGACAUGGUUUUCAAAGAGAUUCUUUCCAAUGCUCCACAAUUGAUGACCGAUGUUUUCGGUAAUUAUGUCAUUCAAAAGUUUUUCGAAUUUGGUUCGCCUGAACAUAAAGCUAUGUUAGCACAACGUGUACGUGGCAACGUAUUAACGCUUGCAUUACAAAUGUACGGUUGUCGCGUCAUUCAAAAAGCUGUUGAAACUUUACAACCUGAUUAUCAGGUUCUAAUAGCCAGAGAAUUAGACGGAAACAUUGUUAAAUGUAUCGAAGAUCAAAAUGGCAAUCAUGUUAUACAGAAAUGUAUUGAAUGUUGUACUGGAGACGAUAUUGAUUUUAUCAUUCGUGAUGUGACAAAGCAAGUUUUUCAAUUAUCGGCACAUCCAUACGGAUGUCGCGUUAUACAACGUAUACUUGAAAAUUGUAAAGAAGUGCAAACAAGACCUAUCCUCGAUAUUUUAUACAGUGAAUUAGAAAAUCUUGUACAAGAUCAGUACGGAAAUUAUGUUAUUCAACAUGUAUUAGAACAUGGUAAAUCAGAAGAUCGAAGUCGAAUCGUGAAUGCAAUCAUGGGACGAGUUCUUCACCUAUCGCAACACAAAUUUGCCAGUAAUGUGGUUGAAAAGUGUGUCACAUACGCAACUCGAGAAGAAAAACGGCAACUCAUCGACGAAGUCGUUUCAUUCGGUGAUGGACCUAAUAGUGCACUAUUAACCAUGAUGAAAGAUCAAUUUGCAAACUAUGUCGUACAAAAGAUGAUCGAUGUCGCUGAACCAGCUCAAAGAAAAGUUCUAUUACAAAAAGUUCGUCCACAUAUUCAAUCCCUGCGUAAAUUUACCUACGGAAAGCAUAUUAUAACCAAAUUAGAGAAACAUUUAAGCAAAAGUUCGGACUUGGGAGGUCCGUUGUCAUCCACAAAUUCAAAUGGUUUGUCGCAUUAUGACAACUAA